UAGUAAGUAAGAUUUCAUGGAAAUCCCUCCACGCAAAAUGUAACAUUACAUUAAAUUUUAUAUAACCAAAUAUUUAGUUUGACAAAUAAAUCUUCAUUUACCGUGCCGCUGUAACCAAACACUCUGAGAAGAUUGCGCGCCAAAAAGUUUUUUUUUUUUUCCUUUAGAGAGAGAGAGAAUGAGUUCAGUGGUGGGAUGGUAUGGACCGCUUAUCGAUCUCUCAAGUGUCGCUCUUCACAUCGGCGAUUUUGUUCAGCUUCUCGUUUUCGUUCACCGAUCCACUCCCGUUCAGUUUAAGUUAUGGAAGGGAGGAGAAGUAAUUAGGAGGGACAUUCAGGUAGGUGAUGAUAGCAGGCCCUACUUCCCCAUUUCUAUUUGGCAAAAGCAAAUGGCAUCAAUGGUCGUACCCGGUGAUAUUGUUUUGCUUCAAAAUGUUAAGCUAACCAAGUAUGGAGAUGUUGUCGAGGGGAGAAUGAUUCAUUGUUCUACCUUACUUCCUCUAAUUCACCAUCAUAACUCACUUGCUUCCAAAGGUAUGGAUGAGCUAGUAGAGGCAUGUAGAAUAGGAACAACAACUAAAGAAAAACUCACAAAGGUAAUAAAAUGGCUGCAACGAACAGGGUUCACCUUUUGCAGCAUUCAACCACAAGGCCAUCCGUACCCGCAGAAGAAGAUACACUUGAAAAGAAACUGGAAACUUCCAGAAAAAAGAGAAUCAAAGAACUGUAUUUCACUAUUGGAAGUAUCACACUUAACCGAUUCAUGUAAAGCUGUCUUUCACGCAUGUGUUGGAGAAAUUUUUCUACCAUCUAUCUCUACAACUCUGAGUGAAUCUGAUAAAGAGAGGAUGUUCAUCAGCAGAAGGCUAUUUAAAACAAGAGACACUAGUUUAGUAACUGAUCUCAUAUGUACUGGCUGCAAACUAUGCGGUUCUCCUUUGGAUACUCAGCAUGACAGGUCAAGGUUAGAGAAUGAAGCAGCUCCUUUAUAUUGCUCAAAAAGCGUAAACCGCCUUCAUGUAGUAGACUUCAUAUACAGGCCUUUCAUGUUAUAUAUAUGGGAUGAAUCUGAGUAUACCCUGCUCCUCGUCAAAAACAAGGCAGCAGAGCUCUUGUUUGGGAACAUCACAGCUGAGAGAGUGUAUUCGAGCUUCAGAGAACGACAUGGUGACCAAAAUGUUGAUCCAGAUCCAGUAGAUGCCUCACUGCUCAAACGUUAUGGGAUGUUAGAGGAUUUGGGUUGUUGUACAUCAGCUGCAAAUUCAAGCUUGAAAUUGAAGAGCAAACCUAUUGUAAAUACUGUGAACUUUUAUCUGAUCUGGUUAAUUCUUUUAAGAGCUUUACUGCAAGAAAGAAAGAACAGUCCAUUGAAAUUUGAAGUCAGUGUAAAUACUGGCUUGGAUAAAGAAAAUGGAAGGUUUGAAAUGGAAUCUGUUUGGAUUCCAUUUCCCUGAAUCAA
This is a messenger RNA of Cannabis sativa, 1458 nucleotides long. RefSeq lists its product as uncharacterized. The transcript has 7 exons. The coding region runs from base 179 to 1453 and encodes 424 amino acids. The record is from RefSeq and is a predicted model, not a curated record. NCBI's taxonomy places the organism in Eukaryota, Viridiplantae, Streptophyta, Magnoliopsida, Rosales, Cannabaceae.